ACUGUUCGUGUUGGAUGGAUGCACCCCUGCGCCUCUACUAGGAUAUAUUAAUGACACCUUUGUUUUUUUCGAUUCAGGAUGUAAACGCCUUAUUUGAAUUUUGGCUUCAAUUUCGUAGCAAUUCGGAAAGCCAUUCUGAAGCAUUUAGCUAGCCAGGCUAAGUGAAACGGGAUACUAAUAGCAUUAAUGCUAAUAGCUAAAUUAGGCUAAAAUAAGCUAAGUUAGCAGGACGGUUGCUGUCUUCUAACUGUUCGCUUCGUCUAGCAGCUCCUAUCCUGGUUUGUCCUUAUCGCGUUGUCUGUACACAGAGCAGUUGUGCAGAACCGGAGCUGUGGCGGGGAAAGGUGGCUACAGGAACCCCCUGGCUAUCCAGGCGGACGGACCGCAGUGACACGCCGGUUGUUGAGAAAUUAGAUUGGAACAAUGGCCGAGCUUUCCACCUUAUCUCCUUCCCCACCACCACUUGGGGACCCAGCUGCGGCUCCAUCUGUCGCUCCACCAGUGUUACCUGCUUCUAGCAGCCCCGGGUCUGCUGUGGAGGUGCCUGUACCUAAGUCUUCCCUCUACAACAACAAAGCUUUGACCGGAAACAUUUCUUCAGUACUUUCAGGAAGUUCAUCCUUGAUUGCUCAGCCUCCUAAAAGUUCCACUAAACCCACUGUAGAUGCCACUGUACCAUUAUUGACACCAGAAGCUGCUCCUAAAACAGAGGAGCCUGUAGGAAAUAAACAAGAGCCUGCCACCAGUGACCAAGCUGCUCCAAAUCUCUCGAAUACUGAUGUUAAAGAACUGGCAGCUCAGACAAAAGCUCUAGAUGAAUCAUUAUCUCCCGACUUAAAUCCUGGUCCUAAUCUCUCCCCAAAUGUCCAUGUUUCCUCUAACUCAAUCCCCGUCGACAUUGCUCCGCCUCAAACAAGUUCGGAUAUCAUCCCAACACCUGCUCUUCCAACAGCAAGAGUAGAGGAGAAACCUCAGCCACCACCACAAUCACAAAAACCUCAAAAUGAGUCGCCUUCUCUGUCCCCAAAGCAUGUUCCUUUGAGCGAUACUACACCGACCAGAGCAGCACCACAUAGCCCAACUCUUCCUGUGAUCCAAGAGCCAGCUGCCCCACUACCAAACCCCAAAAUGGCCCCUGACAACCUAAGCUAUCUGGACUCAGCCAGCCUGAUGUCUGGGACACUGGAGUCCCUGUCUGGAUUGGGAGAGGACGGGAGCUCUCUGGGCUCAGACUCUGAGAUCAAUGGCCUAACCAUGAGACGCACUGAUAAAUAUGGAUUCCUGGGUGGGACUCAGUACAGCGAAGGAGCCGAUAAGAAAAUUCAAGUUGAAGUUGCAAGGCAAAGGGAGAUGAAAUGGUUGGAUAUGUUUUGCCACUGGGACAAAUGGGUCAAACAUCGCUUUCAGAAGGUGAAGCUGCGCUGCAGGAAGGGAAUUCCAUCUUCACUCCGGUCCAAAGCCUGGCAGUUACUGUCUGACAGCCAGAAGCUGCUCGAAGAAAACCCUGGGAAAUUUGAGGAGCUGGAGAGAGAACCAGGUGAGGCUAAAUGGCUGGAUAUCAUAGAGAAAGAUCUUCACCGGCAGUUCCCUUUCCACGAGAUGUUUGCUGCACGCGGAGGACAUGGACAACAAGAUUUGUACCGAAUCCUGAAGGCCUACACUGUCUAUCGGCCUGAUGAGGGUUACUGUCAGGCCCAGGCUCCAGUGGCUGCAGUGCUUCUCAUGCACAUGCCUGCAGAGCAAGCCUUUUGGUGCCUCGUCCAGAUUUGCGAAAAGUAUCUUCCUGGCUAUUACAGCGCCGGGCUGGAAGCGAUUCAGCUGGAUGGCGAGAUCUUUUUCUCUCUUCUCCGACGUACAUGUCCUAUGGCAUACCGCCAUCUUAAGAAGUUCAAGAUUGAUCCAAUCCUCUACAUGACGGAGUGGUUCAUGUGCAUAUUCUCACGCACCUUACCGUGGUCCUCUGUUCUGCGUGUCUGGGACAUGUUUUUCUGUGAAGGAGUGAAGAUAGUAUUUCGUGUGGGCUUGGUGCUGCUGAAGCAGAUGCUGGGCUCUGUAGAUAAGCUCCGGGAACUGCAGGGCAUGUACGAGACCAUGGAGCGCCUCAGAAACAUCUCACCCGAUACUAUCCUAGAGGACAUACUUGUACAGGAGAUCAUAACUCUCCCAGUGACGGACGCGCUCAUUGAGAAGGAAUGCAACAUUCAGGUGAGGAAAUGGAGGGAGUCUAGAGGGGAGCUGACCCACCAGCCAGGCCGCCGGCUCCACGGAACAAGAGACAUCUAUGAGUACAAGCGACGGGCUUCUGCCAUCAGCUCAGGAGGGAGCUUUUCUUUCCUCGGAAGCCCAGCGCCACCCCCUGGACCCCUGCGAGCCUCUUCCAGCCUCCUCUCCCUCCCUGGCUUCCGUAAAUCUCGGGCUCCUUUCCACUCCCAGCCUAAAAAAAGCUCCUUCUCCGGGCCUGUAGGGUUGGAAGGUUUUCCUCCCUACUCUCCUCCGGCUCUUGUCUCAAGCCAAAAACCACCUAUUCCUCCAGGAGCAGGUCAGAAGGCGUCAGCACCACAUGUUCAAAGCCCAUUAGUUGGUGGCUCAGUUGGAUCUUCCCACGGGCCAGCUCCAGCUUCAGAGAGCACCUCCGCACAAAGCCAAGCGGCACCUCCGGCACCCGCACAAAGCACACCUCCGCCUAACACUCUGUCCCCCUCCCCUAAGAUCGUCUCGGAGCAGAUCACUCCCACCAUCCCUUCUCCUACUGCUAACAACGCCCCUUUGCAACCAGAGCCCUCAAAAGAAGCAGCAUCAUCAGCGUCUGGAGAGGAAGAAGGGAAGAAAAAGAAGAAAAGCAAAGAAGAUAAGAAGAAGGAAAAGGAAGAUGAGAAGAAAAAGCUCAAAGAAAAGAAGGAGAAGGAAAAGCUUGAGAGGGAAAGGGCCAAGAAAGAAAAGGAGAGGCUAGAAAAGGAGAAAAGGAAAGGGGGCAAGAAGAAGGACAAAGGGGUUGCAGAGGCAGAAGAGAAGAACGGAGCUACAGCAGCGAGAGAAUCAACCUAGUUUCUUCACCCAGUCAUUUCAUGAUAAUGAAAAGGGAAGAUGGGAGAAAAAACAGGUCAAAAGAACAAAAGAGCUUCUGAAACGGUGAUCAAUUUCAAAUCUGGGAUGCUUUCCUGUAUGUUGCAUCAUUUUGGAGACUUUAUAUGUAUCAAGGACUAUGAUGGAGACGACUGGAUUGUUGUUUUAAAAGCACCUUGAGGUGUAUUUAACUCUCUAAAUGCUUUUUGUUUCCCUCACUUUGAGUUUUAUUGACGUUGGAUGCAUUUUUAUAACUGGAGCACAGACUUUCAAUUGUUUUUUUUGUUUUUUUCGCUGAAAAGCGUACAUUCAUUACUUUCUUUUUAUUCUUUCUCAAGACUGAUGGCAGAAUUUAAAGAAACAUGAGGGAUGGGGUAGAAGCUGUAACAUAGUACUUGAUAUUAAUUUAAAUUAAAACUUAGCCGCAGCUCACAGGGUUAACACUCCAUGUUUUCUCUCAAGUCUUACCUGUGGAAAGGUUUAACUGGAUCCAUGGGGAAAAUAAAGCAGCCAUCUCAAAUCGGGGCACUGAAGACAAAAAAAAAAGGCUUUUUAUGAUGUUGAGGAUAUAUUUAUUGUCUUAGUAAAUGUGUAUGAGAGUGAGGGUGUGUGUGUGUGCGCCUUAGUAGAGUAGUGAAAUGUGUCAAUGUUCAGUGUGCGGUCCACUGCAGCCUGCUUUCUCUGUGUAAUUUCAAACUAAUGUCGAAUCAUUGCUGCAGUUCUUCCCAAAACAUUAAUUUAUUCUUUAGUACAGAUCUGAUGGCUGACGAAUACAGUGCCGCUCAGAACCCUUCGUUUCAGCCAUUAAUUGUUUCUGAGGGAAAAUAUGUAUACAACAAGCAACUGCCAGGUAGUAAAAGAAAAAAAGAAUACUUUGCAAAAAAGCUCAUGUGAUUUGGAUUUAAGAUUAACACACAGGCUCAGAUAUAAAUACUCCACUAAUAUGUUUUCAUGUUAUAUUUGCAUGUUGCAGAGAACUUUUUUUUUUUUUUUUGCGACUCCUCUUAUAGUUGUGCCUGGAUUUUUGACCAGUUGAGGUAAUAGUUAGCUUGUAGGAAUGGGCCCUUUUUUAUUUAAAGCAUAGUCCAGUUAUUCUAAUCAGGAUUAAAUCAGCUAAAUGUUAGCCUGGAUUAUUCAUUCCAAAAUCAAUUUGAAUCUGUUUUCUAGUUUUUGAUUUGAGAUGGAAUUAAGGUCUUUGAAUAUGGUCCAACUCCAUUAUUCCAUCAGAUCUCUCCAAUGCACCAAUACCACUGGUGGUAGUGUGAUGCUUCCAAUAACAUGCUUGACAGAUGAUUAAUUGUACUUCUGUUUCAAAGCCUCAAUUUACUAAUCCAGUCAUUUUUGCAUGAUCAUUUAGACAUUUGGCUUGUCCAAUUGGCUCUCUGAAUGUUUGGUUCCAGUUUAAAGGCAUGGAUUUCAGAGCUGCAGCUUCUUUUUUGAUAGCCCUGUUAGAUUAUGUCAUCGUGGACAGUGACACUAUCAUCAUCUUAAGGGUUAUGAUGGGCGACUGGAUACUCCCCGAGUACUACUUAACCAUAAUCCAUUCAUUUAAAGGAAUUCCCACUUGCAAACUGGUUUUGGAGUUGGUAACGCUGGCUAACAAUAAGCUUCUCAGUUAAAAAUGUUUGGACUACGCUUUAAAGUUGAGUUUGUAAUAUAAAAUUAGCCACUCAAAGGAGUCUAGCAUUUCUUUUGAGAUGAUUGGUUAAAUAUCUAAACAGAGUUAAGGGAGGAACUUGUCAAGACUUCAAACACCAAAUGGUUUACUCUGCAGCUGGCUGUGGAGCAUUUACCCAAUAAUUAUAAAUAUAAACAAAGAUAAAAAUGUGGGCAUCUAAUUCUUUAUCAUUAUUUCUUUUUAAGUUGUGCAUGUUUCCUCAGCCUGUCGAGGGUAGAGCUGCAAAGCUCAAAAUGAAUAACGUAUCCCGAUGAGAGUAUGUAAACUUCUGAGCAGCACUGUAAAAACAAGGGCGAUUAGAGCAGAUGGAGACACCAUACAGUGAUAGACGUUUUUAAAUGGUGUUUCUGAUCAGUGGUAAAAUGAUUAAGGAUGAUUUCAUGCUUUAUUUCAGGCUUAUUUAAAAAAUGAAAUGUUUUCGACACCUUAGGUUAAACCAAUGUCCUUAAGCUAGUAUUAAUUAUAAUCCACUCAUUUUAUCCAAUCGAUUUUCAAUAUUUCUCAACCUAAAUUCAUUAACCAAUGAGACUGUGAGUCUAGGUACAUUAGAACAAUGAAGGAUGAUUUUGCACUUGCACCAUUGAAGUUAUUAAUUUAUCAGUUUGGAAAUCUCUGCCUUGAGGACCUGUAGGAAGGUACCAGGUUUGCCAAUGUAGCGUUACCGUCUAACCUUGACCCGUAUGGGCGUAUUUAUGUACAAAGGGGUUUAUUUAAUCAAAUAUAGUAUAUUAUUAAUUAUUUUCAUCUGACUAUUUUUCUAAGAGGGAUAGACACCUGGUGGACUGGAACGCUGGUCAGCUGCAAAGUGUAGCAGCAGGAGGAUCUUCUUUUGCACAUCAUAUCCUCUGCUUUUACAUGUCAAACUUGAUGCAUUUCUUUGCUUUUAUUUAAUUUUACACUUCGUUGGUUUUGGUCGAAUUUUGUUCACAAGUCUCCAGGCCAUCGUCAUACAGUAUUAAAGAGUUUAAAGGAAACAAACGGGCCACCUUCAGAACAAAGUGAUACAUUUGCUUCUUCGUACUGUAGCACAUGUCAAAAAGUGUUUCAUGGUUUUGAAGCGGCCCUUGAGAUCCUCAGUGUGCCUGUUCCAGCAGUUUGUUUUAGCAUUCAUAAUGAGUCUAACACUCUAAUCUAUUUACACUCAGUGUUUUGUACUGUAACAUUUCUGCAUACAUUCAAUGGCACCGAACCCUGUCAUUAUAUGAAAAGUAGUGCCGGAAAAUUGGUGUGAAAUCAUUUGGUGGCAAACAAAAGAACAUUGACUCUGUAACUGUACUGUUUGGUAGUUGUUUAGUUGGUCUAUCAUGUAAUUGUGUUUAACAUGUCCUCCUUAUGCAUUGUUUUCCCCACUUUCAUUCUCCAUAUCUCACACAAUCCUACUUUGAUCAUAGAUGCAUAUUAGUGUAACCCAACCACAUCUAUGCAAACCUCCUUCCAUUAUGACUGUUGAUGUGUGCCGUGGCAGCAGCACUGAUUUAAUCUGCUGGAGGGGGGAAAAUUGUGCUUCAGUAGUUUUUCCUGCGUAAUUUCAGCCGUUUCAUGAGCAAUACCUCCUCACAGCUCAUGGCGUCUUAGACAUCUCCUUUGUUUAGAAAGUGAAGGAUGUGAUGAAAAUGAAUCUUACAGUAUUGUUAGAUUCAGAACUUCGCUCUGCCACAUCGAGGAUAAGUGAAAACAAUAAAAUCUAUCCUCUUCUGCGUUUCUCCAUUAAUGUUGAAGCUGCUUGUUAUGCUUCGUUUGGGAAUAACUCCACUGAUGCAAGUACUUAAAGUGUUUCUCACCAUGCCGUUACAUCCGUUUGUGUCUUUUAAGUUUACAUGUUUUUUCUCUGGCAAAAGUAAAAUGAAAUCAUAGCUAAAAAAAUAAUUCAUUCCUUCAAAUUGAAAACUGAUGUAUUUAUAAUUAAUGACAAUAAUGACAGUUGUGAUGAGUAAUAAACCGUAAU
This is a messenger RNA of Cyprinodon variegatus (sheepshead minnow), 6686 nucleotides long. It is a transcript of the gene tbc1d10b, whose product is annotated as TBC1 domain family member 10B. NCBI's taxonomy places the organism in Eukaryota, Metazoa, Chordata, Actinopteri, Cyprinodontiformes, Cyprinodontidae. The transcript is spliced from 10 exons. The record is from RefSeq and is a predicted model, not a curated record. Bases 424 to 3045 code for a protein of 873 amino acids.